GUGCUGAGUGCCCGCGAGCUGUGCCGAGCCAAUCCGAGCGGUACCGUGCGGAGCUGUUGCCGCGAUGAUGCCCGGCAAGACGAUACGCAAAACCGUGCCUCCCGCCGCGCCUGCAGGUAGGGAAAGGCGAAAGGAGACAGAGCGGGACGUGGUGGCUGAGUGUGCACUGGAGCUGCGCAGGAUUGGGGACAAGGCAGACCUGCGGCAGAGGAUCCUGAACCUCAUCAUGAAACUGUUCUGCCCCAAAACGUGAGCCACCGUGCCCGCGGUGCUCAGAAAGAGAGGGGAGACUUCGGCUUUGCAGAUCUGGAACGAGAGAUUUCACUUACACUGGGAGACGGAGAAAGCUCUUUGACUUGUGUUUUGCUACCUGGAGCCACCAAAGGAUGACUGUCGCUACAUAAUUUCUUUGGGAAGUGUUACAGCAUUAUCGCUUAAUGGAUGCCAAGUGGAAAAAAAGAAGGCGAUGAGCACAGCCCCUUGCUAUGCAGCGGGGGGAGCAUAGGGCAGGUUGGAACUUCCCCUUCUUGGGGCUGGGGAGCCUUGUGAAAACCCCACUUCCCCUCUUGCGUGCACAUCCCACAUCCCACCCAGGAACCGGCGGCACCUGCGGGGAGAAGGUUCUGGAACACAGAACUCAGUGUUGUGGAACGCGGGGCCAUGAAUCACGAGGUGAAAGCCGGCGUUCAGGUUCUGACUGCUCUUAUCUUCUACAGCGUGCAUUCUGCUGGACGGGGAAGUGGUGCUGCUGGGGAUAUCUCAUUCGUUCAUUAGACCACUGCAUAAUUUAAAGGUUAUUUGUUGUAACAAGUGACUUUGGGGAUAAAAAAAAUUGCAAUUCUGUGAAGUAACGUGACAUUGCACAGUUCUAGUCUAUAGAUUAUAUAUAUGUAUAUAUUUGCAUAUAUAUAUUACAUAUAUAUAAAAUAUAAAUGUGUAACCCCCUUAUAAGAGAGGAGUAUUUCACAGAACUAUUAAGUGAAUGCUACUUCUUUAGGCUCAAAGAAUAGUACGAAAAAAUGCUCAAAACAUGAUGGAAAUACUUUAUAUUAACCAGAAGAAAUAAUUAUAUUUUCUGAUCAUACAGGAAGUACUUCUCGCAUUACAGAGGGGAGCAUAAUUUAGUAUAUCAUUAAAUAAGUCAUAUGAAUGUGUAUUACACAAAUACUGAUAUUGAGGUAUGUGUGUUGAGCAGAAGGUUUCUUCCAACAUUGAAAAGAAGUUCCUGAUGACAAUACAACACCACUGCGUGUUUACAUGACUAGCAAAAUAGUUCACCUUCUGAAUUUUCUGAAUUUUCUGAAUUUUUCUGAAAACUCGAAUUUUCUUCAGAACAUCAUUUUUUCAAAGAAGGAAGCUGCCUCUCUUUGAAGAAAUCAUAAAACAGAUUGUUACAGUCAGUACAGGAAAGCAGCUGCAGUCUUCAAUCGUACUCACAGGGAAGAUUCUUCCCUUGUACUUAGUUUCUCUUUCAUUUCAUGGCAUGCUCAUUUUGUUUCCGGAACGGUGGAGCCACUGCAGCUCCCGGAGAGGGGUGACGCACUGCUGUCCCGCGGGGUCUGCUCAGUGGCUCCAGAGGAGCUGCACUAAGCUCACGGCCCAGGCAGGUGCCAGCUCUGCACGUCACUUCUUGCUCCCGAACAGUGUUCUUUCCAAGGUGCACGCUAGCAAUAAAAUGGCCAUAGCUGGUGACAUUUGUCGCUACCUCUUCAAUCAGUGUUCAGAGAUGUGCAGAAUACCCAUCUCCUUCAGGAGAUGUAGCACAGAAAGUCAGGUGAGGCCACACGCUUGCUUCUCUAGCUGAGCUCUGCUCUGGUAUGCAACUGUACUUGCGUUGUGUAAGGGCACAUAGUUGCACCUCUGAAUUCCAGUUCAGAUUACUGGAGUUUUUCCUGCCUGGUAGUGAUUUUCUGCUUUUAUUUAUACUGCGUGUUUCAGCUCGCUCUCCUGCCUCUGCCUUUGCAAAUCUGUCGUGACGUAGCUGACACAGAUUUGCUUGCUCUGCCACAACCAGCUGUGCGAGGCUGCUGCUCCUUGGCACUGACCCCUAAGCAGGAGCAGGAAUAGCUGUAAUUCAUCUUCGUGUCGCAAAGCAACAUGUUUCACCAACAUGUACAGACAUCAGUUUUCCAGGUAUAAAAAAACUGAAUGCAAAGAGUUUUGCUUAAACACAGCAGAGUGUGCUGCUCAGCAAGGCUGGCCACCCUGAAAUCAGUGGGAACAGCAGUGCUGCAUGGCCUGGUGACACCCCAUGGGCUAUGCCUGGCUCAGGAGCACACAGCAUUUGCAUUAGGAGCUGAAACAUAUUUGGAUAAAAGUGUUCUGCUUCAUGUAUGCUGCUUAGAAAUUCUGUAGGAAAUUAGGCACAGGGUUCACGGCGCCCAGGCAAUAAUUCAAGCUGUAGCACACACAAAAGUUAUAAAAAAUAAUAAUAAAAAGAUGUCCUCAUAAAUGCAUUAUCAUGGGGGCAUCUGCAUGAAAUACCAGUGCAAGUGUUUUUCUGCCUAGAUCUGUAAGGACUAUUUGCUUUCUGUGAAAUAUUUUUAUGUUUUUUCAAGGUUUGUCAAAUGCUAGCAUCCAGUAAGCUCAGGAAAAAGACUGUAUCCACGUGAUCAGUGCCAGUAUGUGAGCCACCCUAUGUCCUCCCCACAUGUCCUUUUGUUGCUUCCUCAAAGCAUUUGCUAUUACAUGAUGUAUCAACACAAGUUUGUUUUUCUUAAGGCCAGAUAUUUCCCUGUAUGCUCCAUGCAUGUAUGUCUUGAAGUCUUGUUGAGAUAAUAAAUGUGAAGUGCUAGCAAGAAAAAUAA
Messenger RNA from Numida meleagris (helmeted guineafowl), 2807 nucleotides. It is a transcript of the gene PMAIP1, whose product is annotated as phorbol-12-myristate-13-acetate-induced protein 1. NCBI's taxonomy places the organism in Eukaryota, Metazoa, Chordata, Aves, Galliformes, Numididae. Gene Ontology annotation, biological process: DNA damage response; apoptotic process; release of cytochrome c from mitochondria. The transcript has 2 exons. The record is from RefSeq and is a predicted model, not a curated record. Bases 65 to 253 code for a protein of 62 amino acids.